GACCACUGCUUGUUACUUUUAUUUCUUGUUUUGUUUUAACAGACCGAGCUAGACAAAGUGGCGAUAGCAUAACACAAUGCGCCGCCUCUCCCGUGCGCUCCCGUGCCGGCUGCUCGCUCUGCGGAGAGAGAGAUACAGCCCAGCCUCUCCCAGACAUCACAUCCGGGUCACUUGCCUGCAACUCACUAUAAGGCAGCUUCACAGUUACCUCGUAGCGCACCCCCAGCCAUAGGCUGCUUGACAUGGGUGUUAUCGGUAGCUAACGCCAAGUGGGUAAUUGGAAUCCUCGUCUGUCUCUGGGACGAUCCGAACAAAGCAGCCCAGUCAGCCGUCACUGAGAACUUCAUCAACUCAUGCAAUAUUAAUCUCAGCCAUGUCCAAAAGCCUGAAAAAGAAAAACCACUGGACCAAUAAAGUCCACGAGAUUGCCGUCUGCAGGAAUAAAGAAGGAGAGCUCGGCUUUGAUUUGAAAGGAGGUGCGGAGAACGGGCAGUUCCCUUACCUGGCUGAACUAAAACCAGGCAAGGUGGUCUGUCAGAGUGGGAAACUAUCCCAGGAUGAGUUGAUCUUGGAGGUCAAUGACACCCCAGUGGCUGGGCUCACCAUUAGGGAUGUGUUGGCUGUCAUCAAGCACUGCAAGGACCCCAUCCGGCUGAAGUGUGUCAAACAAGGGGGCAUUGUAGAUAAAGAUAUUCGUCACUACCUCAACUUGCGGUUCCAGAAAGGAUCAGUAGACCACGAGCUCCAACAAAUCAUCCGGGACAAUCUUUACCUCCGGACAGUGCCAUGUACCACAAGGCAGCCUAAGGAGGGAGAGGUCCCAGGUGUGGACUACAAUUUUGUAACUGUUGAUCAGUUUAUGGAACUGGAGAAAGGUGGUGCUCUAUUAGAGAGUGGGACAUAUGAAGAUAACUAUUACGGCACUCCCAAGCCGCCAGCUGAACCUACCCCAUUGCAGCUAAAUGUGACAGACCAGAUCCUUCCAGGUGCCAGACCAAGUGCAGAAGGAAAACGAAAAAGAAAUAAGUCAGUUAGUAAUAUGGAGAAAGCUGGCAUCGACCCCCCAGAAGAGGAAGAAGAGGAGAGGCCAGUUGUCAAUGGCAACAGUGUAGCAAUAACUCCAGAAUCAAGUGAACAUGAAGACAAAAGUACCGAUGCCUCCGGUGACAUGGCACCUCAGCCAUAUGUACCACCUACCCCGAGUCAACCAGAAGAAUCAAAAGAAGAUGAAGAAGCAACAAUUCAGAUGCCCAAACCAGAAGAAAAUGAUGACCUUGGAUCACUGCCAGAUAACUGGGAAAUGGCCUACACUGAGAAAGGAGAAGUUUACUUUAUUGACCACAACACGAAGACUACAUCAUGGCUUGAUCCCCGACUUGCAAAGAAAGCUAAGCCACCAGAAGAGUGUAAAGAAGACGAGCUUCCAUAUGGCUGGGAGAAAAUUGAUGACCCCAUUUAUGGCAGCUAUUAUGUUGAUCAUAUAAACCGAAGAACUCAGUUUGAAAAUCCAGUGAUUGAAGCAAAGAGAAGACUACAGCAACAGCAAAUGCCAAAUCAAGAUCUCUCUUCUCAGCCUUUGCAGGCAAUACAUGUCUUCCGAGAAAAGCCACUCUUCACUCGAGAUGCUACCCAGUUAAAGGGAACCUUCCUCUCAACAGCACUGAAGAAAAGUAACAUGGGAUUUGGUUUUACAAUAAUUGGAGGGGAUGAACCUGAUGAGUUCUUGCAGGUGAAGAGUGUAAUACCAGAAGGACCAGCAGCACAGGAUGGCAAAAUGGACACAGGUGAUGUCAUUGUCUAUAUCAAUGAUGUCUGUGUCCUUGGUCAUACACAUGCAGAUGUUGUCAAGCUCUUUCAGUCAGUUCCAAUUGGUCAGAGUGUAAACUUGGUGCUAUGUCGUGGAUAUCCUUUGCCCUAUGACCCUGAAGACCCAGCUAGUAGUUUGAUGUCUCCAAUGGGAUUAAUGGACAGACAACUAAUGGUGAAUGGAAGAAGUAGCUAUGACCAUUAUAUGGAUUACAUUUCACGGACACCUCGAUUUGUGCAGGAUCAUGCAGAACAGCUGGCACAGCAGCCCUUACUCACUCACCCUGCAGAGAGUCAUCUUGAUGGCCAGUUACCCCCUCCUGUCCAUGAUGACAAUGUAUCAAUGGCCUCCUCUGGGGCCACCCAGUCUGAACUUAUGACCAUAACCAUUGUGAAAGGAUCAGAGGGCUUUGGCUUCACCAUAGCAGACAGUCCCACAGGACAGAGGGUAAAGCAAAUUUUUGACGUUCAGGGUUGUCCUGGUUUAUGUGAAGGGGACCUCAUUGUGGAGAUUAACCAUCAGAAUGUGCAAAGCUUCAGCCACAACCAGGUUGUGGAUCUACUCAAAGAAUAUUCAGUGGGGACAGAGACAUCAUUGGUCAUCCAGAGGGGUGGCGGUCACUUUUCACCAUGGAAGACCUCUAAACAGGUGAUGGAGCAAUGGGAUAUCCAAGGCAGCCCCCAGACCAGCUUAUCAGCACCCGUAAUACCUUUCCCACCCAACUUCCACAGGGCUUCUUUCCCAGACUCAGCUGAUGGGUUUGAUCAAAGAAAACCCGAUCCCUAUGAACUGUAUGAGAAGUCGAGAGCUAUCUAUGAGAGUAGGCAGCAAGGCCCACCAAGGACAGUAUUUCGAAUGGAUUCCACAGGUGCUGAUUUUCAGGAAGUGGAUGUCCAUCUUCGUCGGCAGAAAUCUGGAUUUGGUUUCAGAAUACUGGGUGGGGAUGAACCUGGGCAGCCAAUUCUGAUAGGAGCAAUAAUUGAGAAAAGUCCUGCCGACAGAGAUGGAAGACUGCGACCAGGGGAUGAAUUAGUGGUUGUCGAUGGAAUAACUGUGGCUGGAAAGACACACAGAUAUGUCAUUGACCUCAUGCAUGCUGCAGCCCGAAAUGGUCAGGUCAACCUUACAGUUAGGCGAAAAAUGCAGUAUGUGGGUGAUCCAUGUCCUGAGAAUGGUAGGAGUCCUGGAUCAGUAUCCACACAACACAGCUCUCCAAGAAGUGAUUUUGUGGCCUAUCCCAACAGCACGCAGCAAGUUGUUUCUGGUGCUUCACCCCCAGAAGGCUUUGUGUCCCAUAGUUUGCAGACAAAUGAUGUUGUCAUCCAUCGCAAGGAGAAUGAGGGCUUUGGCUUUGUUAUCAUUAGUUCCUUAAACAGACCUGAGACUGGAUCUACAAUCACUGUGCCCCAUAAAAUUGGUAGAAUCAUUGAAUGCAGUCCAGCCGAUCGAUGUGGGAAGUUGAAAGUGGGGGACCGGAUACUCGCUGUGAAUGGCCAGUCCAUUAUUAACAUGCCUCAUGCAGAUAUCGUGAAAUUAAUCAAAGAUGCCGGACUAAGUGUAACUCUACGCAUCAUUCCUCAGGAGGAGCUCAAUAGCCCAGCAUCAGCUGCUAGCUCAGAGAAGCAGAGCCCUAUGGCACAACAACACAGUCCUGUGACCCAGCAGAGCCCUGUAGCGCAGCAGAGUCCCGUGGCCCAGCAAAGCCCAGCACCUCAUCAUAGUCCUGUCUCACAGCUACCACUUCCACCUGUACAGCUGCAAGGGCACGAAAACAGUUACAGGUCAGAAGUGAAAGCGAGACAGGACGUGAAGCCGGACAUCAGGCAGCCUCCCUUCACUGACUAUCGGCAGCCUCCUGUAGAUUACAGACAUCCUCCAGUAGCAGAUUAUCGGCAGCCGCCUACGUUGGAUUACCGGCAGCCUCCACUUUUAGAUUACAGGCAGCAUUCACCUGAUGCUAGGCAGUUCCCUAUACCAGACUACAGGCAACCACAGGAUUUUGAUUUCUUCACUGUGGAGCUGGAGAAAAGUGUGAAAGGAUUUGGAUUCAGCAUUCGAGGCGGCAGAGAAUAUAAAAUGGAUCUAUAUGUUCUUAGGCUUGCUGAAGAAGGACCUGCAAUAAGAAAUGGUCGAAUGAAAGUUGGUGAUCAAAUCAUAGAAAUCAAUGGUGAAAGCACAAGAGACAUGACACAUGCCAGAGCAAUUGAACUCAUCAAAUCAGGAGGCAGAAGAGUUCGCCUGCUACUAAAGAGAGGAACAGGACAAGUCCCGGAGUAUGCCGACAGCCCAAGCUCCUGGGAUUCUCCCCCUACAGCCUCCCCAAGUUUGCCGGAAGUAGUCUCUUCCCUUGAUGCUACGAUCAUACCAUUACCUUCAUCUCAUCCAGCUCCAGUCUCUGAUCCCAUUCACCAGCUUCCCCUGGAGCCAGCAUGGGACACCAAAGGGGAAAGCGAGACAGGACAGAGGAAGGAGCAGUCAUCAGGUGGCAUGGAACCAAGGAUAUCAGUGGAAAGAAAAGAUCAUUUGGAAAACUCUAAAGAGACAGAUCGGUCACAGUUGAAGUGCUCGGCGGGGAAAAGUUCCACCAAAAAGAAUAGCAGUGGCAAAAUAAGAGAAGGUGGCAGGUCCAUCUCAGAAGUCAGGGCAACUAGAACAAAGUGUUCAGCAGGUAUUGAGAACAUUGAAGACAUGCAAAAAGAGCAUAUCGAUGGUCUGAAAGGUGUCAGAGGAAGAUCUUUAGAGAGGAAAGGAAUAGACCGAGCGCAACGAGAGAAACAAAAUGAGGAGCCGCUGGAAAAGAACAUUCAGUUAGGUUUAAAUGGUGGAUUCAAGAAUAGUGGCAGGAAUUAUGAGAUCCCUGCCAAGAAGAAACCUGAUGGGGAGCCUUUGAGGAUCUCUGGUGAAGGGCAUUCCAAUUCUGGAAGUUGUAUUCAGAGCAACAGCAGUAAAACUGCAUCAAGGAAGUCCACACUGUCCCCUGGGCCUUGGAAGAUCCCAGGGUCUGACAAACUUCCUAAUGCUUUGAAGUCUGGAACUUCCACUGUGAGCAGAUAAUAAUAACAAAAAAACAAAAAAAAAAAAAAACAAGACAGCCACAGAGUCAUGAUCAUUUUGCCACCUGUAUUAGAUGAAAGAUAAAUAUUCCAUGUUUUUCAUAUCACUUUUUUUUAUUUAUAUUUUGUUUUAAAUUAUUUGAAGAUAAUAUACACCCACCACCUUAAUAACUGGAAAGCAUUCACUUUGUGAACCAGAAUGUGUGCGACAUCUAAAGAAGGACACUGAGGUGUGUUGUCUAAUCAGAGGCAUGCAGUGACAAGUCAAAUUCAGGAACUCAAACCAGUCCUACGUUUCAGUACAUGGGCUAUGGCAGCUACAAAUGAACCAAACCUAUGAAGUGAACGCUUUGCAAGAACAGUGUAUGGUGUUGCAGCCAUUUUUCUUUUUUGUUUUUAAACUGAAGUUGUCUCAUAAAGUAAGAGUAUGAAGAAUUUGCCUCUCCACCUCAUUACCAUCACCUUUGUCCCUGUCAUCAGCAGACUGUGCACAAAAGAGGAUAUCCACUAAUGGACCUCUGCCUUAAUCUGAGAAAGCACUGAUAUGCAGGAUAUCUCGAAUAACAACAGUUACAAGAAAGAAGGAUUAUUGUAAAUAAAACCCUCAAAAUCUAUAUCUAGUCAGAAGCUAAAGUUGUUUUUGAGACGCUCUGUGAGUAGCAUACUAAUUUGUCGAAAUUCGUAGCAUUGCAUUUUCCAUUUUUCUUGCAUAAUGGGCAUUUUAUCCUGCUCUCUUACAGCUUUAGUCCUUUGGGGUUAAUUAUUGUGAGUUGUAUAACUCCAGGGCUCUAGCUGGACUCCUGCUCCAAUCUAUGUAUAUAAAAUUCACUCCCCCUUAUUAUAACACUGUCUUGGAUGACCAAGUUGUUGAUAUGUGUAUAAUUUAUGACGAUUUCCGAGAGUGUUUUGAAAUUGGGAGCCAUGGAACAGUGGCCUUAUUUGGGGCAGUGAUGUGAAAAGAGUGCCUUAUAAUGAGGGUGGAGUGCAAUAUGUGAUAUGUAUCUGAAGAAUGACUUUUUAAGUAAGUGUGAUGUCACUAAAGUCUCUUCCAUCAAAGCCAGUAAAUAUAUUUAAAACUUUUCCCAAGUUUAAACUUUGAAGCCUUUAAAAUUCACGUGUAAACUGAAGGAAAAAUACUAUCGUGAAAUAUAUAUUUUCGUUUUUUGGAUGCUGCUUCUUAUAAAUUAAGACCCCAAUGUUACAAAUUUGACAAUGGAGUCUUUCUAAGUUUGUUAUUUAUGUUACCAACUUAUUACAAAGAAAACCAGUUAAAUACGUGAAGGACACAGCAUUUAGUUGAUUUUGUGGAAGUGCAAAAAUCCAAAGAAAGGCACUACUAGAAUAUGAGCCUGCCUCUCUGCUUUCGGGAUCUUUUGUGUAAUUAUCGUGCACAAGAUGUUAUUCCCUUUUUGACUUUUAGAAAUUGAAUGAGCUCAGCGAAGGGGGUGAACAGCAACUCUGUGAUUCUCUGCUUUUGUUUAUGACAGCUCUUGCGUCAAAAUGCUUUAACUAAGAGGUGCAUGCAUGCCAACUGCAGAAUGCGAUGGUUUGAUGCCAGCCUUAGGUUCUGUUUUUAUGACGGCAGUGGGUAACGUCUGAUUUCUUAGUAAAGUUAAAAUAAGAAGGCAUGGGCCCCUUCGUGGGAUCAAGUUAACGGAAAGCUAAGAAUAAUGUACAGUAUGUCAGAGUACAAAAUAUGCUUUAAAUGAAAAGUAUAGGUGCCUUCCUUGGAGAAGGUGUAAAAACACAACAUUUUGAUUAGUGUUCCAUUUCUUGACAUCUUGAAAGCUGAAACGCAUAUGAAAAUGUUUUCUUUCUUUACAUUUUUCUAUUACGCAUCAGCAUGGUAACAAAGUGCCACUCUGACGUCUACAUAUAGUAUACAUAUAUCUAUCAUAUAAUGUACACAUGUGGUAUAUAUACAUAACAUUAUGUGACAGGCAAGAAGAGUUAGAUGAUCUGUCUAGACCGGCUCUUAGGAAACCCAUGCAGUGUUCCUAGCCAAGAUAUUUAGAUUUGUUGCUUCCUCAACAGCUCAAGACUGUUUCCUUCAUACUAGCAUUGCGAGAAAUGUCCUGUGGUCCCCAUUGAUGAGCCACGGCUGCAGUAAGAUGAGUUCAGCGCUCGGUGGGUUCUAAUGCCUCUGAAGCAGGCCAUGGCCUUCACAGGCUGAAUGUUAAAUGUGGCCGCCAAACGGUUGUUCAUCUCGAAUGAUUUCUCUUCUCACAUCAACAAAGGCAAAAAAUAUAUAAAUCCUCUCAUCUGAAAGUCAAGAGUUAAUCACAUUAGACCCAUGUUCUAAGCAUCUGGCAUAUUUCUAGCAUUCUAAAAUGAUGCAUUUUAGACAGAACAAUAUAGAGUAUUCUUCUAAUAUGAAAGAGAGGCUUUAUUGACUAUCUAAAGUGUUGCCAAAAUGGAACAAUUGUUUUCCUUCAGACUGCUUCUAAUUAUAGUGCCAUAUGAUUAGAUGUCAUUUUGUGCUAUGAAAUUAUUAGGCCUCAUAUUCCUCCUUAUGCUGCUUUGGUGCCAAAAUGCCCAUUGUGUACUGUUUAGGCCGCAUGGAGAGUGUUUGGAACGUCAGAUGGUUCAAUUUAGUGUAGAAAGUAUAGAAAAGCACAAAACAUCAUCAGAUGUUUGUUGGGAUCAGCCAGGAUGCAGUCUUUCUACUACUUUGUAAGAGGCUGACUUCAGUGUGUGUUACCCCAUGAGAGGACAAUGCAGUAUAAUCUACCACUGGCCCACGUGACCGCCUCGGGACGAGGUCUCUGGGUGUUGUGCGCGUACAGUACAUGACGUAGUAUUGUUCUCAUACUUUUCAUGUGUGAAGAGGCAGAGAAGCUCUCCAGGCUUUACAUUGCUUUAACAAUGGAAACAUGAUUUUCUCGUUUUUUUGUUUUUUUUUAAUUUUAUUAUUGCCAGUGGUAUUUUUAAAUGAAGACAAAUGAAGGCACGUUACAUAAACCCCAUUCUGAUAGGUAUUGCUGUUUAGUGUUAGCUGUGUAUUUACCUUGUACAGUUGUAUCUCUAUAAAUAUGAUUCCAU
Molecule: messenger RNA, 7902 nt
Organism: Polypterus senegalus (gray bichir)
Lineage: Eukaryota; Metazoa; Chordata; Cladistia; Polypteriformes; Polypteridae
Gene: magi2a
Product: membrane associated guanylate kinase, WW and PDZ domain containing 2a
Exons: 22
Coding region: 374-4861 (1495 amino acids)
Biological process (GO): signal transduction; receptor clustering
Cellular component (GO): dendrite; cytoplasm
Molecular function (GO): type II activin receptor binding; beta-1 adrenergic receptor binding; signaling receptor complex adaptor activity
Source: RefSeq, a predicted model, not a curated record